Pseudonaja textilis is the source of this 1713-nucleotide messenger RNA. Its product is annotated as arylacetamide deacetylase-like 4. Gene Ontology annotation, molecular function: carboxylic ester hydrolase activity. Lineage: Eukaryota; Metazoa; Chordata; Lepidosauria; Squamata; Elapidae. Gene Ontology annotation, cellular component: membrane. The record is from RefSeq and is a predicted model, not a curated record.
AAAGCUCGAGGCCCAGCGCUGCGGCGGCUCUUCCUCCCUCAGAGACCGGCGCCCCGAUGGGCUUCACGCAGGCGCUGCUGGCGCUGCUGGGCGCGGCGGGGCUCGCCGCCCUGAUCCUGCUGGUGCUGGGCAGCAUCUACUUCGAGGCCACCAACUCCGAGCUGCCGGCCGGGCUGGAGCAGCCGGCCAGGCUACGCGUUAUUCAUGCCUGCCGCAUUGGGGCCGCGGUCCUGGGACGGAUCUUGGAGAACCUGCACUUCUGCCGCCAAAUCCAGUUCGUCCGGUUGGUGCGCAACGCCUGGACGAGGAGGAGAGACCCCACCCUCCGCAUCCAGGACGCCGCCUUCGAGGGCAUCCCGGUCCGGCUAUACCUGCCCAAAGCGCCCUCCGCCGCUGGCCCGAGGAAGGGCAUCGUGUACUUCCACGCGGGGGGCUGGCUCUUCGGCAGCUUGGGGAGCCAGGAGCACCUCUGCUGCUACUUGGCCAGAGAAAGCGACUCGGUGGUUGUGUCUGUGGCGUACCGCUUGGCUCCUGAGCACAGACACCCCGCCCAGCUCGACGACUGCCUUGCUGCCUCCACCCACUUUCUGAAGGUCGCGGAGGACUACGGGGUGGACAGCAGCCGGGUCAUCCUUGCUGGAAAUGAGGCGGGUGGGAAUCUCGCUGCCGGGGUCUGUCAAAUCUUAGCAAGUAGACCGGGCCCUGCCAAGGUGCACGCUCAGAUCCUCCUCUGCCCCGUUCUCCAAGCGGUAGACUUCAACUUGCCUUCCUACCAGCAGAACCGGGCCGUGCCACUUCUGUUCCGAGAACGGGCUGCUUUUUACCUGCUACAGCGCUUGACGGGAGACGCUUCGUGCCUGGGGGAUAUCUUGGAAGGGUCACACGUCCCGAUGAAACUACGAGCGCAGUACAGGAAGUGGCUGAGCGUGAACCACCUCCAGGAGGAGUUUAAAGCCAGGGGCUAUAAGCCCACCUCCUGGCUUUCUUUCAAAGAGGAUGUCUGCGAGGCCCUGGGGAGCUUGGCUUUGCCUGAAUGCUCACCGCUUCUGGCGGAAGAGGCCGUCCUCUCGCUGCUUCCUGAGACCUUCAUUCUGACCUGCGAAUACGAUGUCCUGAGAGACGACGGCCUGCUCUACAAGAAGCGCCUGGAAGACCAGCGGGUCCCGGUGACCUGGUGCCAUCUGGCGAACGGAUUCCAUGGGGUUAUAGAAUUUUUUGAGAGCGGCUGGCUUGGUUUCCCAUCUGGGAAAAAGGGGGUGGAUGAUAUUGUCAGCUUCAUUAAAGGCUUAUGAAAUAACAAGAGUAGCAGUAGUCUGCCAGAAAGUAGAAAACGUGCAUUUGUCCCACAUUCGGUCCAGUGAGGGCCAGCCUGAGCGCAAAAGGCUGAACUUCUCUGGAAUUUGAGCAGUGGCCAAGCCAACGGGAUGCAAGAGCCUUUGCUUCCCACGCUUCCCAGCCCAGAGAAGAGAAUUGAACAACACUCUCUCGGCCAAAAGAGGGAGGUUUCCAUGCUGGCUUCAUGCCGGCCACGAGACACGGUCACGUUGUACCAUCCUGUGGUACUGGAUUUGGUGUCUGCUGUUUUAACGGGCUAUUCUAAAUAACUGGCUCGUUGUGGUACUUCACGCAGAUGUCCGGGGCGUUUAUUUUGUUUUGUUUGCACAGACUUGAGACUGAUUACUUGGAGACUGAAGAAUAAAUGUUAGAAACAAC